CGCGCAGUGACGUGUUAGACAAAAGAGUGUAGAGUGUAUUAUUUGUUAUUUUUGUGAUAUAACGUAACAAAAUUAAACAAACACGUAUUAUUUAAUUAUGAGGCAAUUUAAAUACGAUGUUGUGCAAUUAAUUCACGCUGUGAGAGAACGGCCGUGUCUUUGGGAUAAGACUUUGGAAGUAUAUAAAGAUCGCGCAGAGAGACGAGCGGCAUGGGAGAAUGUAUUCGUUCUCCUUGACGAAAGAUACGAAGAAAUGACGGCUGAAGAAAAGCGCGUGACGGGUGAACUGAUACUAAACAAAUGGACAAACAUCCGCGACACCUUUGUGAAGACUCUCAAAACGAAAAUGGGAAGACCUAGAAGAAAAUAUCUUCUAUAUGAUCAUCUGAAAUUCCUGAUUAAAGUGACAUCAACUGACGAAGACUUUAGCGUCGGUUAUAAUACUGAAGACAGUUCAACGUAUAUGAAAGUCGAAAUUGAGAGUCCCAAAGAAACUACAAGUUAUAGAAAAAGAUCGAAAAAGUCCGACUAUAUUGAAGAAGAACCUAAGAAAAUUAAAGACAUUGAAAAAACGGAAGUCGACUAUGUAGAAGUCGAUGAAUGCAAUGAUCCUAGAAUCAUGAAUGAGGAUGAAGCUUUCUUUGCCUCUCUUCUACCUUCUGUUGUCAAAUAUUCCGAGGAUGAAAGAUUAGAGUUCAGGAUAGAGGUGUUAGCCGUUAUGAAGAGGAUAAAAGAAAAAAGGAAGUGGUCUAGCGAUGUUUAAAAUUAAUUUAUAUGAAAUUACAUAACGCUUUGUGGAAGUAGCUCAACUUGGGCUAUUGGUUUAAAUGUCGUAACAAAGAACUUUAAGUCGCGAACAUUGUAUUAUGUAUUAUUCCAAACACAAAAACGUCCGCCUUCGUUAGUUAUAUAAUAAAU
Molecule: messenger RNA, 918 nt
Organism: Vanessa atalanta (red admiral)
Lineage: Eukaryota; Metazoa; Arthropoda; Insecta; Lepidoptera; Nymphalidae
Exons: 2
Coding region: 98-763 (221 amino acids)
Biological process (GO): regulation of transcription by RNA polymerase II
Cellular component (GO): nucleus; transcription regulator complex
Molecular function (GO): DNA binding
Source: RefSeq, a predicted model, not a curated record